CACUCCGCCACCUAAAACACUCCCAAAAAGAAAAAACACCAACAAUUAGCUUCAAGAGAUGUGUUAAUUACACUUUAAAUCAUCAUUCUUUUUGGCCAAAUUAUAAAAUAAUUUUUUUUAUUUUUUUUUUUUUAUCUUCCACCACCACCACCACUACCAAUUUGCAUGAAAAAAGAUUUUGUGGUGCGAAUUGCAAAAUUCAAACCAUUCAUCAAUUUAUCUCAUAAAAUAUGGGAAAGCAAAAGUCUUUAAGGAGCAAAGCAGUUCACUUAGUCUCUGAUCUCACCACUGUCUUGCUUAACCCCAUCUCUGAUAAGCCUUCUAAACACCCUUCUCCUCCUCCUCAGGUAGAUGAAAAUGAUUCGAAAAAUGGACAGCUUAAGUCAAUUAAUGAAGAGGAGGCUGGGGAUUUAGUUGAUGGACCGGAUACAUCUUCAUUUAGUGCGUUCCUCUAUUCUCUAUUAUCUUCGGAUUCUGUGCAUAAUCCAAACUCAGAGGAGCAAAUUGGUUAUCAAGAAGAGACAAGUGAUGCACUGUCUAAAGCUGGAAUGAAAGAGAAUGGAGGAAGGAAGAGCUUAUUUUCUAGGGGUAAAAGUUCUCUCAGAACUAUUUACCAAGCUGCUAGAAUCAGUGGGUAUCGAAGCCAGGAUAACAAGGUUGAUACUGACAUGAAAAGUGAUGAUGAAACUGAAGCCGAAUUUGAUGGACUUGAAAUGAGGCAUAUGCAGAAUGUGGAAGAGCCUGCAGCUUCAAAAGAAGUUCCAGAAAUUUCUGAACCUUCACUGCUUCUCACUGAGAAAACAAGAAGUUCCCUUUAUGCAUUACUACCAGGACUUGUUCAAGGGAGGAAAUGGUUGUUGCUCUACAGUACAUGGAGGCAUGGCAUAUCACUUUCAACUUUGUACAGAAGAAGCAUGCUUUGGCCAGGCCUCAGUUUGCUGGUUGUUGGAGACCGCAAAGGUGCAGUAUUUGGUGGACUGGUUGAGGCACCCCUAAAACCGACUAACAAGAAAUAUCAGGGAACUAAUAGUACAUUUGUUUUCACAAAUACACCCGGCGAUCCGGUUAUAUUCCGCCCCACAGGUGCAAAUCGAUAUUACACGUUGUGCUCCACCGACUUUCUAGCUAUUGGCGGUGGUGGGCACUUUGCAUUGUAUCUGGAUGGUGAUCUAUUGAACGGGUCAAGUUCUGUCUCGGAAACCUAUGGAAACCCUUGCCUUGCACACUCCGAAGACUUUGAAGUAAAGGAAGUUGAGUUGUGGGGUUUCGUAUAUGGUUCAAAAUACGAUGAAAUACUUGCUUUAAGUCGAAGAGAGAUGCCUGGCAUCAGCCGGUGGUGAGCGUCAUUCAAGCAUGAGAUAGAUCAUCGUGUUAAUCUCUUGAUUUGUGUUGAAAACUGUUGGAGAUGUCGCUCAAUGACCUGGUUAACAACCAGUGGUAAUUUUCGUGUACAUGUCAAGACGUCGAAUAAUAAACGUAACGCUUUUUGUA
Messenger RNA from Pistacia vera, 1491 nucleotides. Its product is annotated as TLD domain-containing protein 2. The coding region runs from base 231 to 1340 and encodes 369 amino acids. Lineage: Eukaryota; Viridiplantae; Streptophyta; Magnoliopsida; Sapindales; Anacardiaceae. The transcript is spliced from 8 exons. The record is from RefSeq and is a predicted model, not a curated record.